Messenger RNA from Penicillium angulare, 1377 nucleotides. RefSeq lists its product as uncharacterized. The record is from RefSeq and is a predicted model, not a curated record. The coding region runs from base 1 to 1377 and encodes 458 amino acids. NCBI's taxonomy places the organism in Eukaryota, Fungi, Ascomycota, Eurotiomycetes, Eurotiales, Aspergillaceae. The transcript is spliced from 7 exons. Gene Ontology annotation, molecular function: transmembrane transporter activity. Gene Ontology annotation, biological process: transmembrane transport.
AUGUAUUACCCACGGGUACCUAUGUCUGACUGCGAGGUCGUGUAUUACAUCGGAAACAAUGAACGUCCAUUACUAUUGCGACAGCGGUCUUCGCAGUCAUUCAUUGUGAAGACGAUUGCGCUCUCUCUUUUUGUGGACGUGUUUGUGUACGCGAUGCUCGUUCCUAUCUUGCCGACAGUUAUUGUAUCUCGCAGCGAGGUGCCAUUUGAAGAAUGCCAAUAUUGGAACAGUGCUCUCUUACUAUCGGAGGCCGCGUCGACACUUUUUUUCAGUCCCAUCUUCGGGUUUUUUCUUUCUUUUCCCGGCAGUCGUCAAGACCUCUAUUUCUUUGGUCUUGUAUUCCUCUUCGGGUCCAUCGCUUUAUUCACAACAGCCCAGUCAAUGCCCUGCUUCAUCGCUGCAAAGGGGCUACAAGGCGCUGCAACUUCAAUGACAACUAUGGCCGGGAUGGAGAUUUUGACCGACGCAGUCGAUAAGCAUCACCUCGGAGAGUUGUUUGGUUAUGUCGGCACCGCCAAGAGCCUGGGCCUCAUGUUCGGACCACUGAUAGGAACCAUGAUAUUCGAAUACGGUGGAUUUUAUGCUAUAUGUGGAAUGGCUUUCGGGCUCAUUGCUCUUGACCUGAUUUUACGACUCGCCGUGAUCGAGAAGAAGGUUGCGGCACGCUGGAUCACCUUGCCCGAAUACUGUCCCUGCAAAGGCCAUAAUUACACAUCUGGAUAUUUCUCUUGCGAGACUAUAUUCAAUAGAGACCAAUCGAGGCAGAGAUCUGACACCGGCAGCUCAAUGGCCUUUUUCAAGCUUCUUGGGCAGCCUAAGAUUAUGAUAAGCCUGUGGGCGGUCAUUGUCAGUGGACUAGUUAUUUCUGCAUUUCACACGCAUGAACUGCACUGGGAUACACUGAAUACUGGAUUGAUAUUCAUCCCACUAGCCUUUGGCGCGUUUCUCCAGCCUUUAUUUGCGUGGAUGUGCGAGCGUUUCGGAUCUAGAGCCAUUGCUUUUGGCAGCUUCGCUCUUCUGUCGCCUGCCUUGAUUUCCCUUCAUUUUAUUGAGCAAAACACUACACUUCACAAGUCCAUUUUUUACGCUCUCUUGGCUGCAGUUGGACUUUGUCUUGAUAUCUGUGGACUAGCACUGUUGCUUGAAAUUCAACGAGCACUCUCUGAUAUUGAAACAGAGAACCCCGGGAUAUUUGGAAAGAGUGGAGCAAUCGCACAAGCUUUUGGUCUCCAAACCGUGGCGCAUUUUGGGGGUCGCGCACUCGGCCCUAUCCAAGGGGGCUUUAUCUCCUUUGCAUAUGGAUGGAAAGUAAUGACACUCGGGCUGGCCGACGACGACGAUGACGACAACUUCAAUGAUGAUGACUUUGAUGAUUAG